AUGCAGUCGUGUUCUGGGGGCAUCAGACAUGAAGGGCAGCAGAGACAGAAGGGGGAGUUCAGCCUGUCCUCUAGACUGGAGGAGCAGGCCCAGGGACAUAUAAACACACAGGAAUGUCCUGGGAAAGGUGUCGGAGGAAAAGCCAGGCCUCUGACUCAGCUUCCGCUUGUCAUCCCCAGAACCACCUCUUCCAUCUACAUCUCCUGGCCAGUAGGAUACCCUGUGGUCUUUGACCAGUCUCUGCACAUUGCAGGGCUCAUGUUUCAGGAGGCUCAUAUAGAGGACACCGCGUCCACAUCACAUCUGGGGCAUCUAGCAAACGUUGCUCUUGCCUGGCUGGAGCAACUCGGGCCCAUUGGCGCAGAUCCAGAGGGUGAGAUGGCCACAGUUGACCAGCUUCACAAAGAAGGACAAGCACUCCCAGUGCUGGCCAUAGAACCAGUGGCAGCAGAUCUGGGAGAACAGAGGCCUGCCCUGGAGCCAGGGGCACCUGCAUCCCUGGAUCUCCCACUGUAUAUGGAGCCAACACCAGGGCCAGGGUCAAGGGCAGCACCAGCACCUAGGACAGAGCCACCGCCAGUGACAAUAGGAAAGGCACAACCAGAGGCAAUUCCAGGCCUCUGCCUUCCAUGGACUGUGCCUGAGAAAAAGCUGCGCAGGGCGGGGCCAUCUCCCAUCAUGGCCUAUACAGACAAACAUCUGGAUGAACAGCUGACACUCAUGGAUGCGGGUGGUGUGCUUUGUAAUAAUGACAUGCUUGGGGACCCGCAACAUGAAGGCCCAGGACAGGGCCAGGGUGCUGGGGCUCUGGAUCCAGGUGGCCAGGGUAAAGAAUGGGAGGCCCUAGGACACUCGUUUUCUCCUCUGUCAGAUGUCAAAUUUGCUGAACAGAGUCCAAGCCCCUGA
Molecule: messenger RNA, 906 nt
Organism: Nycticebus coucang (slow loris)
Lineage: Eukaryota; Metazoa; Chordata; Mammalia; Primates; Lorisidae
Product: ral-GDS-related protein-like
Exons: 4
Coding region: 1-906 (301 amino acids)
Source: RefSeq, a predicted model, not a curated record